Oncorhynchus masou masou (cherry salmon) is the source of this 3969-nucleotide messenger RNA. RefSeq names its product mucin-2-like. The transcript is spliced from 2 exons. The record is from RefSeq and is a predicted model, not a curated record. Bases 1 to 1245 code for a protein of 414 amino acids. NCBI's taxonomy places the organism in Eukaryota, Metazoa, Chordata, Actinopteri, Salmoniformes, Salmonidae.
AUGUCAUCUAGGACUGUAACAUAUCAAACGGAUGCGAUACCUGGCAAUCUGUUAGAUCUAACUACUACUACUACUACUCCUACUGCUGCUCCUGCUACUACUACUACAACUCAUAUUCCAGCUCCUGCUACUACUCCUACUCCUGCUACUACUCCUAUUCCUGCUCCUGCUACUACUCCUGCUACUACUCCUAUUCCUGCGCCUGCUACUACUCCUACUCCUGCUACUACUCCUAUUCCUGCUCCUGCUACUACUCCUGCUACUACUCCUAUUCCUGCUCCUGCUCCUACUACUACUCAUAUUCCUGCUCCUGCUACUACUACUACUACUCAUGCUACUACUCCUACUCCUGCUACUACUCCUAUUCCUGCUACUAUAACUACAACCCCUACUACUACUCCUGCUACUACAACUACAACUCCUACUACUACUCCUGUUACUACUACUCCUACUACUACUCCUGCUACUACUCCUAUUCCUGCUCCUGCUACUACUACUACUACAACUCCUAAUCCUGCUCCUGCUACUACUACUCCUACUACUCAUAUUCCUGCUCCUGCUACUACUCCUACUCCUGCUACUAGUCCUAUUCUUGCUACUACUACUCCUAAUCCUGCUACUACUCCUACUCCUGCCACUACUCCUACUCCUGCCACUACUCCUAUUCCUGCUCCUCCUACUCCUACUACUACUCCUACUCCUACUACUACUCCUAUUCCUGCUACUACUCCUACUCCUGCUACUACUCAUAUUCCUGCGCCUGCUACUACUCCUGCUACUACUCCUACUACUACUACUACUCCUGCUCCUGCUACUACUCCUGCUACUACUCCUAUUCCUGCUCCUACUACUACUCCUCCUACUCCUGCUACUACUCCUAUUCCGGCUCCUGCUACUACUACUACUACUCGUAUUCCUGCUACUACUACUCCUACUACUACUACUCCUCCUCCUAUUCCUACUCUUCCUCCUAUUCCUACUCCUACUCCUAUUCCUACUACUACCACUACUCCUCCUCCUAUUCCUAUUCCUACUACUACUACUCAUAUUCCUACUCCUUCUACUACUCCUAUUCCUACUACUACUCCUAUUCCUACUACUGCUACUCCUACUUCUAUUCCUACUCCUCCUCCUCCUAUUCCUACUCCUACUACUACUACAACUCCUAUUCCUACUACUUCUACCACUACUACUACAGUACUACUACUACUACUACUACCAGCCAUGCCCAUAUUAGCCAUAUAGUGCCAGAGGAAUAAACCUUCUGUUGGAAAAGAGCCUAACCUUCCAUUAUAGAGGCAUAUAUUGAGAAUAUUAAUAAUAUCCUAAAUAUAAUAUCUCUGUUCCAUUCCAUGUAGAACAUUGUGGGAGCGUUCCAUCUAACCUUAAAUUCCAUCUAGAACAUUGUGGGAGCGUUCCAACUAACCUUAAAUUCCAUCUAGAACAUUGUGGGAGCGUUCCAUCUAACCUUAAAUUCCAUCUAUAACAUUGUGGGAGCGUUCCAUCUAACCUUAAAUUCCAUCUAGAACAUUGUGGGAGCGUUCCAUCUAACCUUAAAUUCCAUCUAGAACAUUGUGGGAGCAUUCCAUCUAACCUUAAAUUCCAUCUAGAACAUUGUGGGAGCGUUCCAUCUAACCUUAAAUUCCAUCUAGAGUCUAGAACAUUCUGCGAGCAUGGGACUGUAAAAAUAUCAGAACGCCACAUUCACCAACCCCAAAUAGCUGCACCAGCUCCAGUUUGCAGACGUUAACAUUACAGGUUGUGGGUUCCGUAUACCACCACCAUCCUCUGUUUCUAACAAGCACCAUAGAACCGACACAGCACCUUGUCUGUCUGUCUGUCUAUCACUAGCUUUGACAGUCUGACAUUCAGCAGUGGAAAACAAGACGGAACAUGACAUCUUCUAGCGUUUACUAUGCUUCUGUUGAUUGCUGUGUGUAUGACUGACAUGGUCUUUGAAAAUAUCUUUGACAUAGAGGAGGCACAUUGCAACAUCAUGGACUCACACACAGGAGUACAUCACAGCAUUAUACCAAGUUCAGAGUGUCUGCCAUAUCUUCUUGUCACACAUUUCUUGCUGUUUCAGCACCGAUAGCUAGUCAUGAUUAGGGUUGCAAAGGUAGUGUAUAUUACUGGAAACUUUCUACGUUUACCAGUAAACUACUAGGAUGUUGGUAUCUUUCAAGGAUUUUAUGUAAUCUAUCACACGACUUCUAGUGCCCCUUUCUAGUGAACCUUUCUAGUGGCCCUACUUUAGAUUAUUACCGAUGUCUAAUUACAUCUGGUCUUAUCACAUGUAAAAUAUUUGACAUAACUAAAUAAGGUGAUUAAAAAAAUAUGACAAAGCUGUAAAACAUUAUCCUAAAUAUAAACCACAAAGAUGAAUACCAUUGGUUUAAAAAUAAGUAAAUAAAUUGACACAGUGUAAUCCUUUUUACUUUGUCAAUAUAUAUAUGGUGUCAAUGUUUUUGCGUUAAACUGGUGACAGUUGUGAAUGAAAAGUGAAUGGUUGGAAGAGUUGCAGAGUUAAUUGAAAAUAAUGCCAUUGUUCAUCAGAUGCUUUUUUCAUUAAUCAGGCUUUUUUGUCUUGAACCAUAUGGUCUAUCUACUAGAAACGCAUGGACAAUAUGGACACAGAUAUAACAAUAAAUACUAUAUAUCAAUUUAUAUAUACUUUUAUUUAUAUAUACAUAUAUAUAUAUUAAAGUUAUUCAAGUAUAAAGUACCAAAGUUAAGAUAAAUUGCCAUACAUUUUCUGUUAAUUACCCAAAUUACUGAAGAUUCUGAUAACUUUGGUAAAUUACAGGUAGCUUUGCAACCCUAGUCUUGAUGUCAGCUACUAAUACCUUGACACACGCACUCACACACACAGAGGCAGACACACACACACUUCAAAAGAAUUUUAUCUCCAUCACUCAGCCCUAACAGCUUUGCUUUCAUCAGUGAGAUAAUGCUUGAUCAUGUCUGAUGUUAACAUACACACACACAGAGAGAGAGAGAGAGAGAUAGAGACACAUACACACACACAAGCUCUGACAAUGUCUGAUGUUCAGAGAGCAGCAUCUGUAGCUGCAGACAAAGUUUGUAUCCAAAAUGACACCCCCUUCCCUAUAAAGUGCAGUACUUUUCACUAGAGCCAUAUGAGCCCUGGUCAAAAGUAGUGCACUGUAUAGGGAAGGGGGUGCCACUUGAGACAUAGACAAGCUCAUUAAAGAGCUCCUUAUCAGCACCAACAAGCACUUUGAACUACAGGAUGUCUGGUGUCUUUUAAUCUUUCAACAGAUUGAUUAUGGUUCCUUCCUCUGUCGUUUCGUUCCAAUGCAUGCCAGAAUCGCUUAGAACUUCAUAAACAUGGGUAGUGUCCUGAAUGGCACCGUAUUCCUUAAAUAGUUAACUCUAUGGGCUCCGGUCAAAAGUAGUGCAUUAUAUAGGGAAUAGGGUGCCAUUUGGGAUGGAAUCCUAAAACAGUCAGCCAUUUUAAUAGUCCUCUCUCUCUCUUUUCUCUACUUAUCGUCUUUUAACAAGUUUGUCAAUAAUUGUAUCAAAUGAGUUUGCCUUAUUUCACAUUGUCAAACGUCUUCUUCAUUAUCUGUUUCUAACACAUACUUGGCUGUAUCGCUUGCAGAUGAUUUGUAAUUUUGAGUAUUUACCUACUGUAACGUGAUGGCUGAUAUGUUUUGUUCUAUUGAUUCACUCUGUUACUCUCUGGGUUUCGGAAAAUUGAGCAAAAAGCAUUUAAUUUUGUUUUCCGAUGUUGUUAUCAAUUAUACAUUCACAAAUGAUUCAUGAUUCCAUGCUAUACAGUACAUCCAAUGAUUAACAGUAAAGUACAGUACUAUGAAACAAUAAAUUACCAUAUGAAUUGGAGUACAGUACUAUUAUGAAUGAAAAUGAUGCCUUCAUAAUUUGGUGUUUUGCUUUGCUUAACAAUAAUGAGAUGAACUAAUAAAGUUUAAAGGGGGAUGGUCA